Messenger RNA from Blepharisma stoltei, 1347 nucleotides. The record is from the annotation of a GenBank genome assembly. NCBI's taxonomy places the organism in Eukaryota, Ciliophora, Heterotrichea, Heterotrichida, Blepharismidae.
AUGAAAAUAAUUAAGAAAAGAUUUCUUAAAAGUGCCGAUUAUAAUAAAAACCACAAAAAGUAUAAAAAAUCCAAGUUCCAAAGAAAAUCUUCUGAUUUUAACAGCGUUUUCAAAGGGGUAUUUAAAGGGACCAAAAAGGCUGUCAAUGAGUUCGCAGAAAAAAUCAAAAAGAAAUCAAGCGAGAUUAUAAAUUUCCCAAAAAUCAAAAAAUCGUUCAUCAGUGCUCUCAAAUCUGGAGUUCAUAAAGCCUUAUCUUUGCUAUCAAAUCAGAAGCGAUUUGUUGUGAAUUUAAAUGAGGACCCUGAUAUUCGUUGAAAAGAAAUUAUUGUUUCCAAAAUGAAAUAUUAUAUGCAAUACAUUUUAUCUACAUAAAUUUCAAAUGUCUAGAUUUUGGCAUGUCAAGGGGUUGAAAUAUUCCAUGAAUGAUAAAAAGCAUAUAAAUUAUUAAUGCAUAAAAUGCACAUCUCAUGAUACAUCAAAUUAUUCACAUACUUUGCUAAAGAAGAACUUGACAAUUUUGAGAUAAAUUCAGCUUAUAAAAAAUUAAAAAAAGCUAAUGUCAGUGAUGAAAUGAAAAAAGAACUGGCUGGCUUGUCAAAAAUAUCUGGAAUUCCAUAUAAGUUUGUACUUGUUAUGAAUUUCAUGUAUGAAUUUUACGCAGCGUGCACGGCAAUUGUGGUUAAAAAUUCUGAUAAUAAUUUGCUUAUUGCUAGAAACCUUGACUAUUAUUUUGGGGAAAUUAUCGGAAAUUUAGUCAUUCAUGUUGAUUUUCAUAAAGAUGGCCAACUUUUAUACAGUGCGGUCACAUUUGCAGGUUAUAUUGGAGUAAUUACUGGCAUAAAGCCAGGUGCAUUUGCAAUUGCAAUGAACCAAAGAGAUAUUUUAGAAACUUCCACAAUUUUAGAUACUCUCAGAAAAGUUAAUGGGCUAAAUUCAUCUGCUUUUGCUAUCAGAGACGCUUUGGAAACUAAACAAAAUUUUAAAGAAGCAACGGAAUUUUUGAAAAAUAUUCCAUUAAUAGCAGGAGUUUAUUAUAUAAUCGCAGGAUCAAAUAGAGACGAAGCUGCUGUAAUUACGAGAAACAGACAUGAUGUGGAUGAUAUUUGGAAUUUUACUAAAAAUAAGUGGUAUCUUGUACAAACUAAUUAUGAUCGUUGGCAGAACCCUCCAAAAGAAGAUGACAGACUCCACCCUGCUCAAGAAUUGUUAAAUAUUGUUGGGAAAAAUUCAAUUGAUGAAGACUAUCUUCUUCAAAUCCUCUCAACACAGCCGAUCAAGAAUGAAUUUACUAUACACUCCACCAUCCUUGACCCAUUGACAGGAAAAAUAACGAACAUUGUUUAUUAA